Molecule: messenger RNA, 3018 nt
Organism: Cuscuta campestris
Lineage: Eukaryota; Viridiplantae; Streptophyta; Magnoliopsida; Solanales; Convolvulaceae
Source: the annotation of a GenBank genome assembly
CUUGAUGGGAAAUAAUAAGUGGCUCGGCCCACAUUUCCCAAUUAUUUACGAAGAACAGUCAAACCGGACCUGUUUAAUGAAAUGGAGGAAUAAGAGAAUAUUCCCCGAAGAUGCUCCUCCCCCCUCCUAUAAAAGGAGGGGUGCCCCCAAUGUGAAGGGGAGGCCAUUCACUCACUUAUCUCCUGCCCAAUUCUCUCUCUCACUAGAAUAUUUAUGUAUUUUAUUUUUUCAAAGAAGCUCCAAGCUUCCAUUAAUGACUUCCGAGCCCAUUUCAUGUACCGUGUACAACCCCCGAUAUUAAUAAAAAUCCCCCGUUGGCAAGGUACCGCCAAAAAAGGCCUGUGGUUUUCUCCCGAUUUGGGUUUCCACGUAAAAAUCCUCGUGUUUAUAUUUUGGUGUAUUUUUUAGACUAGUUUAUCUUUUUAGCCAGGCUAAAAACGAUAUACCGGUCGAUAAUUUACACCAUCAUUUUGGCGCCGACCGUGGGAGCUAGAGCAAAAAGUCACAAAUAUUCAAUUUUCUUGAUCCAAAUUUGACAAUGGAAAGAACGGGGGGUUUUCCUUCAAAAAUCCAAAAUGACAAAGAGAAGCCGCCGCCCCACAAAGAGAAGCUGCCGCCGACGCACGAUCUUGUAAAAUUGCCGGCCUCCACCAAUUCGGCCAGCCGUAUCACCAAAAUCGCCGUCACCACCGAAGAAUUCGAUCUCUGCCGCCGUCCUUAGUUGCAGCCCAACUUCAUCCCCCGGUGAAUCGCGCCGUCGCCGGCUCGCCGUUGAAGCCAGCAGCCGGAACUGCCACCACCUUCCUGGCGAGAGGGAGAAAAGUUUUACGAAAAAAAAAAGAGGCGUGAAAUUAGCAAAUUGCCAGAUCCCCCCACCAGAUCCUGUGCGACCUUGGAUUUCCGGCCUCCACCCUUUGGCUCUACCGUCACCAUUGACGUUGCAUGAAGCUACUGCUGAAAUUGCAAGGCCGCCAAGAUCGUCUUCAUCACUAAAGCCCUCACUGCUGUCGCCCUUGAUCGCAGCCCAAUUUCCAGAGACGAUUUGCAUACUCCGUUAAAGAAAAUGGAGGAAAGAAUGGAAGGAAGGAAUGAUCGGGGAUCACCUCUGUCCGAGAAGUCGCGCACUAGCCAGGUCAAGCGCCAUCCUCAAUUCCGUCCGUCGCCACAGCGAUGUGAUCCGCCUCUGGAGGACUUCGUCCAGACUUGCCAUCGCUGCUCAAACCCGCCGCAAUCACCACCACAAUCAACACCAAGACACCGAUGAGGUGAUGCCGGAGCAGAAAAAGAGCUGUACCGGCCCAAUAGAUGGAUUCCCAGCAGUGGAUCCGAUCCACCCUCACUUGAAAUCAGCUUUAUUAUGGGAAGAGAUUACUCGUCAUUUUUUACUGAAAUCUGUCAUCGGCUCUAGGCGAAUAUCCAUGCGCCCAUACUCCCAUUAAGGUCCGCCGCCGUUGCUGAAGCCAACCGCUCCUACACCCAUGCACCGUUGAAGCCAACAUCACCAUUGCUUCUCACUUAAGCCGGCGACUCCACAGCUUUCAGGAAUCUAGGUUCUAGAACUUUCAGGCGUUUCAAAGAUGCCGCCCACUCUUUGUGCUCAGAUGUUCUCGCCGCUGCUCAAUUUCGCAGCCGUUGUUGUCGAGAUCGGCCGGAAGGAUUGUAGGUCAUCUCCGGAUUAACUACCAUUGGUGGCCCCAAACUAUUGCAAGGAGAGCCAUUGGUUCAUUAUCAAGAUUAUCUAUCACUGUCAAAGACAACAGCAAAGUGUGGAUUCACUCAUGGUCAUGGGGAAAAAUCCAAGUGCUUGCAAAUGAGAAUGUUUAUACUCAAAUGUGUUAAAGUGAUAUGUACCAAAAAGAGGACAAAGUGGCGACCUGGCCUGGGGGAAAUAAUGCAAGAUUGAGGAUGGUGGGGUCUAUUCAUUCCAUUAUCUUUUGAAAUACACCAAUUGAGAAACACUCACUACAGUGUUCACGUGCUAUCAGGCCCCACAAUUGAACUGUGACAUAUUCUCAAAGAUUAUUGUCCAGUUGAAUGCACCGAUCACUCUGCGACAAUUUUGGAAAGAAGACUGAGACACAAGCCGAGCUUGGUACGCUGGUUACAACACCGGUCUAGCUCAGUAUUAAAAAAAAGAGGAAGACUGAGACACAGGCCUGGCCUGGCACGCUGGUUACUACACCGGUCUAGCUCAGUAUAAUAAAAAAAUAUUAAAAUAUGUGACACAGGCCCGGCCUGGCACGCUGGUAAAUAUCAUUCUUGUGCGCGAGAUAGGCCAAGAAUGAUAUACACACCGGUCUUGCACAUAUUUUCUCGUAAGUCUGAACCCAAUCGAAUUGGGUACACCGGUGGCUCAGCUGAGCCCUUAUCGGGGACGCCCGAUUUUUCAGGCCCUUUGAACAAGGCACUCCAGAAGUGAUCUCUACAUGACACGAAGAUAUUUGCAUCAGUUAGCCGGGCUAGCAUCGAUCUUCAACAAAGCUGCUGCAACGUACUCAAUUCUUAUUAACUAACGUCGUUGUCGUCUGUAUACUAAUUUUGUCACGCAUCGUUUGCUUGACUCGUAUUAACACUGACCUCGACGAAAUAACUUUUCGAAGCAUCGUUGCUUUAUCGAACUGACAUCGCUCUCGUUACAAUAAUUAUUCGCGCGAAUCUUAAUCACCUAACACCGAGCUCCUCGGUAAAAAUAAUAAUUUUUUGAGCACGGCAUAGGCCGGUCAAAAAAAAAGUUGUACAUAUUAUUUUUGCAGGAAAACCUUCUGAUUUAAGAAAUUAGAGAAUUAAUGAAGACUCGGAUGACUAGCAAUAAUGUCAACCGGUCAAGAAUCCAUAGCACGAAGGUCGAAGAUAGCACUCGAAGGACUUGUUUAAUUACUUUUUCAAGUUGAUGAUUCUCACAACUUAAAAAAGUGGAGGACUUAUUGAUGGGAAAUAAUACGUGGCUCGGCCCACAUUUCCCAAUUAUUUACGAAGAACAAUCAAACCGGACCUGUUUAAUGAAAUGGAGGAAUAAGA